UCAUGAUCUGGCUGUGGCAGGGUCGGUUGAAGCGGAUGGGGUCAGAGGCGGGCUGCACGUUGACAGCUGGAGCAUAAGGAAACAUCGCAGUCAAGCUGGCAGACGCGUUUAUUUUCAGCCAAAGACAUGUUCGCCAAAGGUAAAGGGACCGCGGUGCCAUCGGACGGGCAGGCUCGGGAAAAAUUGGCGUUAUAUGUCUAUGAAUAUUUGUUGCACGUGGGAGCUCAGAAAUCAGCACAGACGUUUUUAUCAGAGAUAAGAUGGGAGAAGAACAUAACCCUUGGUGAACCGCCAGGCUUUCUGCACUCUUGGUGGUGUGUGUUUUGGGACCUGUACUGCGCAGCACCUGAGCGAAGGGACACAUGUGAUCACUCCAGUGAAGCGAAGGCCUUCCACGACUAUAGCGCAGCUGCAGCCCCAAGUCCAGUCCUGGGCAACAUGCCCCCCGGUGACGGAAUGCCAGGCGGCCCCAUACCUCCUGGAUUCUUUCAGGGACCACCUGGUUCCCAACCCUCCCCUCACGCUCAGCUCCCUCCAAACGCUAACAUGAUGGCCACGCACGGACAGCCAUUUAUGUCUCCUCGCUAUGCUGGAGGACCUCGGCCGCCCAUGAGAAUGGGAAACCCGCCUCCAGGUGGGCAACCUUUACCUCCAAAUAUGAUGGACCCUACAAGACCAACAGGCCAUCCAAGCCUGGCAUCCAUGCAGAGAAUGAACGCUCCUCGAGGAAUGGGCCCGAUGGGACCGGGACCACAGUCUGACCCUUGGUUAUCAUUACAGAACUACGGCGGAGGAAUGAGGCCUCCAAACUCUAUGGGCCCGGGUAUGCCUGGAGUAAACAUGGUAGCAGGAGCUGGCAGACCGUGGCCGAAUCCUAAUAAUGGAAACACGAUAUCAUAUUCCUCCUCAUCCCCUGGAACAUAUGUGGGUCCUCCAGGAGGAACAGGAGGUGGUGGGUGUCCACCAGGAACACCUAUAAUGCCAAGUCCAGCAGACUCCACUAACUCAGGUGAAAACCUCUACACAUUGAUAAACUCAGUCCCACCAGGAGGAAACAGAUCCAGUUUUCCUAUGGGUCCGGGGUCAGACGGUCCAAUGGGAGGACUGGAGCCACAUCAUAUGAAUGGAUCAUUAGGUUCAGGUGACAUUGAUGGACUCACAAAGAACUCUCCUAAUAAUCUGAGUGUCCUGAGCAACCCUCCAGGAACACCACGAGACGACGCUGAACUGAGCGGAAGCUUCCUGCACUCCUUCCAGAAUGAAAACUACUCGCCAACAAUGACUAUGAGUGUGUGAAGGACCAACUCCAGCUCCAAUUCCAGGGACCAACUUCAACAAGACCCAGAGUGAGUCAAACCUGACACUUAAAACCAACCAAAUCCUGCCGCAGCUGUGGAUGAACCGGGCGCUCCUCGUUCCAGCAUGAAUAGAUGAACUCUGCUUACAGGAAGGACCUGUUUGAGACGGGAGCUCCCCCCCCUCCCUCCUUUUACACCUCUUUUACAUUUUCGUAUUGUUUUAUCAGAUGCCCCCACAGGACAAGACAUGAGUUUGUUUCUUUUCGUUAAGUUGAUCGGGACCAUGACAACAUUACACUGUGGAUGUAGUGCUGCAUACUAGAGCUUCUUCAGCGCAGACACUGCGUCUGUAUCACAUUCCAUUAGAGUAUUUUAGGAUCUAGUCUGAUAUUUAAAAAAAGAAACAUGUUUGUCUCUGUAAUGGCUACCUUGACAAUGGCUUACUCCAGAGGAAUGGCUUGGGCUACAGCAGAUGAAACACACUGAUAGGUGUGGCAGUUAAUCUACAGUCCUUCAUUCCUUUCUGACGCAUACUUGGGAACACAAAGGACUGUUAGCAAAAUGUUUCUCCGUCUUGAUGUUUUCUAAUUAUGGAUUUUAUUGCUGAAGUCUUUUAAUAACAGCAGUGACACCUACUAUAAGACAAUUUUUGCAUAGAUUGACAUUAUUUAUGUAAUAGUUUGCCCAAAAAUGAAAACUGAGUGACCGUUUAGAAUGUUCACUUUUUUAAUUAAAGGUUUGGUUCGAUUAAACUAAAUUCUUUGACAUUACUCUGUUACUAUGCAGAUUAUUUAAAGGGAUAGUACUCCCAAAAAUGAAACUUCCUCACCAUUUACUUGAGUGCUUCUAAGCUUCUUCCUUCUGUUGAACACAAAACCUUUCUGAAGAAAGUUAGAGAGAAUAAAACAGCCAUUGAGAUCCAUUUUAGGAAGAAAAAAUACUAUGGAAGUCAAUGGCUGGCUGCUUUUUUCCAACAUUCUUUAGUAUAUGCUGGUCUUUGUGUUCAGCGGAAGUAACUCAAACAUGUUUGGAACAAGUGGAGAGUGAGUAAAUGAUGACAGAAUGUUCAUUUUCCAACAUUCAGGCUCCAAACAAGCAGCUCAGGAACACAAAAUAACUGAAAACAAACCCGUUUCUGUCUGCUAGCAGGUUAACUCCACUUGCAAACAAACACGGGUGUUGUUGGCUUGAAAUAUGAAUGCAAAACAGACCAAAGACAUCUAAAAAGAAAUAAAAUAGGACAAGAUGUAGUUGAUGACAUCCUAAAAAUAGUGAUCAAGCAUACUUUUUUUGUAAUAGUCGUAGUGUUGCUCUGCAGUUUAAUAUAGGGAUAAGAAAUCCAUCCUUGCAGCAGAUCUUUGUGUUUGACUUUUUAAAUGCAAUUUUGACACAUUUAAUUAGCUUUGAGUGGAUAAAAAAUAACCGUAUCUAUGAUUAAAGCACAGAUCAUUGUUUUAGAAGUUCGAUAAGCAUCAUAAAAGCAAGUUUUUUCUUUAUGUUAGUAAGGGCACAUUGUCAAUCAAAGUGUUUUGUGCAGCUGAAAAACUGUCUGAGCAUUUUAAAAACCGCGGAGCGCUCAGAACUUUGGUAAUACUGACACGCAGUGCCUCUCUAAGCUGCUGGCACAUUGAAAACAACUGAAAAAUGCUUCGGUGGACAUGUGCCCUAAUUAAACCAGGGUCAAAUGUUAAUUUUCCAUAAUGGUCCAGACCAAACAAACCAAGAAUUAAACUACAAGUGUGAACACACCAUUACUCUCCCUGGAUUUGUUCUAAUGCUGUAAGGCAGUGUUUCUCAACUACGUUACUGGAGCACCACCAGCUCUGCACAUUUUCCAUGUCUCCCUAACCAAACACACCUGAGUCAGAUCAUCAGCUUUUUAGCAGAUACUAAAAGACUUGUAAUGAGACAAAGGAGACAUCCAAAACAUGCAGUGUUGGUGGGCCUCCAGGAACGUGGUUGAGAAACACUUCUGUAAGGCUUUCCAAAAAAAGGCUACACAGAAUGUUUCCAUGCAUCAUACACUAUAUUUCAAAUGCUCUGGUUGUAUGUUGGGCUCUGGGGCAAACCAAUUUAAUUUAAUAACUAAAAUUCUGACCUUUUAUCAUUUGUUUUUGUCCAGGACUGCAUGCUCAUGAGACUCUGUUAUAGCAUUAAUGUUUUCAAAGAAUACUUUGAAAGUAAUAAUCUGUAGAAAUCCUAAUAAAACAGCCCAUGCAGUUAUUUUAAUUGCAUAUUAAAUAUAUCUUCAGUACAGUGUACGUUUUAGGAUAUCCUCAGACCUGUCAUAUGACAAAGCAUCAUGUCUCAUCAUUUCAGGCAUCCUCAAUGUCAGGUAUCAGGUCUUGUACAAUUAGACAUCCGGCAAAAUGAACUCAGACGAAAGGUAGGCUAUCCGACAAAAAGACAUCAGGUAAAACAGACUCUGGUAAAGAGUCCAUUUUGCCUUAUGUCUUUUUGUCUGAUACCUUUUCAUCCGACUCUGUUUUGCCUGAUACCUCCCUGCUGAAAAAAGAGCUAGCUGGUUGGCUGAUAUUAAAUUGUAAACCAGCCUGGUUUUAGAGUUUUGGCCAUUUACAGCCUGGUCUUAGCUGGUCAGGCUGGGAGAUGAUAAGCUAAAACCAGCUUGAUUUAAGCUGGACAUGGCUGGGCUCCCAGGCUGGCUAGGCUGGUCAAGCCGGUUUUAGCUGGUCAUCUCCCAGCCUGACCAGCUAAAACUAGGUUGGAAAUGGCCAAACCCCUCUAAAACCAGGCUGGUCGACUAGCUAAAACCAGCCUAGGCAGGUUUAAGCAGUUUUUUAGUAGGGCUAACAUUGUUUUUUUUUCUGAGACCAGAAGCCUUUCAGUCUAAGAAACUAUGCCUGAAAUAAUGAGGCAUGACGCCUUGUCAUUGUAUGACUGAAGUCUGAGGAUGUCCUGAAAUGUACACUGUACUACGGUCUGUGACUCAUCAGAAUGUUGACUUAAAUGUAAUAACUUACACUUUUUGCAGCAAACACAACAGAUAUACAUACCUCAGAGAAGAAAAUAAGAGUUGUAUUUCUAUUUAUUUUGAUUUUCUCAUGACUUGUGUGCAUCCAGAUUCUAUUGACUUGUUCUGGGUGAGUUGGAGUGAACUGCCUCACUGAAUAAAAUUCCAUCUGAAAGCUCACUAGGAAGAUUUUUGCUCACGCUUAUCAUCAGUGUUUCUCAAAACAUUUUUCAGAAAUCAUACACAAUCAACUUUCACUAAGGAAAAAAACAAGUCUGAGGCUUUUUUUUUUUUUUUAAUGGCGCUUUUGUGUGUCAUGGUGUGCUCGCUCAUUCUGUAGUCACGAGGCGUUAAAUGUCAGUGAUAAACACAAGCGUAAAUUGUCCUGGUGUGCUGUUUAGCCUUUUUUUCCCCCCUAACCAACCCCUAUCAUUUCCCUCCAGAGUUCUUUGCAAUAUGCCAUGUAAUUCAUGGGACCAUUCGGUAAUACUCAAUGUUCAUUAUAUGGACGAGUGCAAGAAAGAUAUUUUUUUUCAAUUACCAAAAAGGCUUAUACAGCAUUAGAACACUGCCAGUGUGAAUAAACGCUGACUGAGUUUUCAUUGUUGGGUGAACUAUACCUUUAAGAGUUUUCAGGUGGGAGUUCAGCCAAACAAAAUAUUUCAUCUUGUUCCACUGACUUAGUUUUCAUUUUCUUGUUGAAUUGUGUUUUCACCCAUUCCUGUUUGCUUUUAGUCACCGUUGAAGAAGUGCUGCAAACGCCCAGAGGACACUUAUUUAUAACAGUUUCUCUACUCUAGUCUGCCAUGAUGCUGUACAGCCACACUUUAGUCAUGUUAUACCAUGUUGUUUAGCCUUUACAAUGUAUAUUACGUUCUUUGGAAGACAGUAAAAUGACUCGUGUAAUUUUUAUGAUUAAAUUAUUUUUCUGUUCA
Danio aesculapii is the source of this 5204-nucleotide messenger RNA. It is a transcript of the gene ssbp3a, whose product is annotated as single stranded DNA binding protein 3a. Gene Ontology annotation, cellular component: nucleus. The transcript has 18 exons. Lineage: Eukaryota; Metazoa; Chordata; Actinopteri; Cypriniformes; Danionidae. The record is from RefSeq and is a predicted model, not a curated record. Gene Ontology annotation, biological process: positive regulation of transcription by RNA polymerase II. Gene Ontology annotation, molecular function: single-stranded DNA binding; protein binding. The coding region runs from base 127 to 1296 and encodes 389 amino acids.